Molecule: messenger RNA, 486 nt
Organism: Apaloderma vittatum (bar-tailed trogon)
Lineage: Eukaryota; Metazoa; Chordata; Aves; Trogoniformes; Trogonidae
Gene: ECSCR
Product: endothelial cell surface expressed chemotaxis and apoptosis regulator
Exons: 7
Biological process (GO): positive regulation of endothelial cell apoptotic process; positive regulation of proteasomal protein catabolic process; negative regulation of angiogenesis
Cellular component (GO): cytosol; plasma membrane
Source: RefSeq, a predicted model, not a curated record
AUGCUGGUUCCGUCCGUCCAUCCGCUCCUCUGGCUGUUUGGCUGCGUGCUCUUCCGCGGUACUACGACCUCCACAGACACCUCUGUCCACGUUGUGUCAGGUCAAACCCAAAGAACAACCCAGAGCCCUGAAGUAAACAACCACACCUCAGGCACCUCAAAGCCAGUCACCCCAACAAUAAAGUCCACUGACUACUUGCCUGCACCCACUCCGACAGAUGACAAAUCACCACUGACGGUGGCAGCCUUCGGUGUCAUCAGCUUCAUAGUUAUCCUGGUAGUGGUUGUGAUCAUCCUGGUCAGUGUGGUCAGCCUGAGGUUCAAGUGCAACCGCUGGAAGGACUCAGAAGACAAACAGAAACCAGGGACCUCCAUGGUAUCAGAGAGCUGCUCAGCAGGCCCAAGCCAGAAGGAUAACAGCAUCACCCUCAUCUCCAUGAAGAACAUCAACAUGAACAACAGCAUGAGUUACCCACCGUCAGAGAAG